UCCAGCCCAGCUAAUGACCUAACCCUAGCCCGGCCCCGAUGAUCCCCUGAAUCGAUCCUUCCUCUCGAUCCCGACCUGGUUCACACCGGCGGCGGCGGCAGGCCGGCACCGAAUUCCAGCAGUUCCUCACAGACUGCCCGGCUCCCCCUCAGCCCCUCUCACACAGGCACGCAACAGCCAGUAGCAGCCCGUUCCCCGGCGGCAGCUCGCCGGCUGAGCUCGUCACUUCGCAGGCGGUAGCGGCAGCAGCAGCACCAAGGUACUUGAUGGAGCCUGAUCUAACUUUGGAUGAAGUAGCAGAACAGAACAGAUCAGCACCUGACGAAGAGGAUGAAGAUGCUUUCGUCGUCGAGGAGAUUGGGGAUUCUUCAGAUGACCGACAGGCAGAGCCGACCGUGGCGUUGGAACCCAAGAAGGGGAUGAUGUUCAGCAGCGAGGAUGAUGCUGUCAGGUUCUACAAAGCUUAUGCCAGAAAAAAGGGCUUUGGUGUCAUAAGAAGGACGACCAGACACGGAGAAGACAAAAUGCUUACUUAUUUCACGCUUGCUUGUAACAGACAAGGGAAGGCUCAGUACUCAGCAAAGAACUCAUUCAAGCCUAAUCCGUCGACAAGGAUGCAAUGCCCAGCUAAAAGUAAUUUCUCUCGUCGUGGGGAAAACUUUUGUAUCACGACUGUUACGCUUGACCACAAUCAUCCUAUAAGUCCAAGCAAAGCCAGAUUUCUGAGAUGUCAUAAGAAAGUGGACUUGCAUUCCAAGAGAAGGCUAGAAUUGAAUGAUCAAGCAGGAGCACGUAUGAACAAGAAUUUUGGUUCUCCUGUUAUGGAAGCUGGCUGGUAUGGAAAUCUUGAGUUUGGUGAAAAGGAAUGCACUAACUAUUUGCAAGAGAAAAGAAGCCUGAAACUUGGUGCUGGAGAUGCACAUGCCCUUUAUCAGUAUUUUCUCCAUAUGCAGUCAAAAGAUCCAGCUUUUUUCCAUGUUAUGGAUGUGGCCGAGGAUGGACGACUGAGAAAUGUCUUUUGGGCAGAUGCAAGAAGUAGGGCUGCAUACGAGUCUUAUUGGGAUGUCAUCACAUUUGAUACUACAUACCUAACAAACAAGUAUACAAUACCGCUCGCUACUUUUGUUGGCAUAAAUCAUCAUGGAGAAUCUGUUCUAUUAGGUUGUGGUCUUCUGUCCAAUGAAGACACCGAGACUUUUGUUUGGCUGUUUAAAUCUUGGCUAUGCUGUAUGUCAUGCAAACCACCAAAUGCUAUAAUCACCGACCAAUGCAAACCAAUGCAGAAUGCUAUUGAAGAAGUUUUCCCUCAAGCUCGUCAUAGAUGGUGUGCAUGUCAUAUCAUGAAGAAGAUUCCUGAAAACCUUAAUGGGUAUGAAAACAUUAAAUCUACAUUGUCAAAUGUGGUGUAUGAUUCCUUGACCAAACAUGGUUUUGACAAAGCUUGGGUGGAGAUGAUCAAUAAAUAUGAUCUUCAGGAGAAUGAAUGGCUUGCUGGAUUAUAUGAUAAUAAAAAUCGAUGGGUACCAGCAUAUGUAAAAGAUACUUUCUGGGCAGGAAUGUCUUCAACAAAAAGGAGUGAGAGUGUAAAUGCUUUCUUUGAUGGCUAUGUCAAUGCUAGAACAACUCUGAAGCAAUUUGUGGAGCAGUAUGAAAAUUUACUAAGAGACAAGGUAGAGAAAGAAAACAAGGCUGAUUCUAAGUCAUUCCAACAGCAAAUUCCAUGCAUUACUCACUAUGACUUUGAGAGACAAUUUCAAGCAGCAUAUACUACUGCAAAGUUUAAAGAGUUUCAAGAUCAAUUAAGAGGUAAAAUCUAUUGCUAUCCAACUCAGCUGAACAAAGAAGGAUCAAUUUUUACAUUUGGAGUCAGAGAGGACAGCAAGAUUUUUUGUGAAGGGGAGGAUGGCAAAGGAAAAGAGAAAAGGGUUAUUUUAGAGUUCAUUGUCUUGUUCAACCAAGGGGAAUGUGAUGUGCAGUGUAUGUGUAGGCUCUUUGAAUUUCGAGGCAUCUUGUGUAGCCACAUCAUUUCCGUGCUUGCUCUCAUGGAGAUCACAGAUGUACCUUCUAGGUAUAUAUUGCAGCGAUGGAGAAAGGAUAUUAAGCGCAAACACACAUUUAUUAGAUGCUCCUAUGAUGAUAUGAUUGAUACACAAGUUGUGCAGCGUUAUGAUAAUUUGUGCAAGCGUUCCCACGAACUGGCAGAGAAUGGUGCAGAGUCUGAUGCAUUGCAUGACUUGGUGAUGGAUGGCCUUAAUGAAUUACAAAGUAAGAUUGACGCGUACUGUGCUAGGUAGGAAGUUUAAGAGAAGGAUCCAACUUCAAAGCAUGAAGAUACAAUGAAAAAGAAAAAAAGGAAAAAAUUGUACUCAGUCCAAUCCCUAUUCGCAGUGUAGGUUGUCCUCCUUCAAAGAGAAAGGAAUCGAAAGUGGAUCAAGUGGUCAAAAAAUUGAGAGCAAAGAAGCAGCAGGUACCAACAAAUACAAAUGAAAUGCCAAGUCAAUAGAGGAGAAAGGUAUCUAAAUUUUAGUUAUCCAAAAAGAUCUUCCUGUUGUAACUUACUAAAGUGUAAGAACCAUCUCUUGGCAGAAACAGAACAGCAAAUCAAAAAAUGGGCAAGACGCCAAUCUAGAGAGUUCACAACAAAUGGAUGUAAUAUUUCAUUCAGAUACUCUAUGAGAAACACCAAUCAGUACCGCCAAAAUUCUGCAUGCAAAGGCCAGGCUAGCAUACCACACGGUUAAUGGUUACUUAACUCCUGAAACAAAACAAAAUAAAAUAAAACCUUGACCUUAUAGUGCUAGUCUGAGUUGAAUAUCAACCUUCUAAAUCCCUGAAAUAGGGACCCUUGCUUACCCUGAUCAAUCCUGACUUGUACCUCUUCAGCACAGCCCCUAUUGUUGUGAAUUACACUGCCCCCUCCUCUCCCUCCCCCAGCAGUCCUCCGUUGACCUGCAAGGGAGGGUCUCCCACUAUUCCACUGGUUUUGAAUUUUAGCUCUGCUCCUUGAUUCAUCCCCUCCCCCCGGGUAGGGUCUGUCCUCCUUUUGUUGUGAUUCGAUUUAGCUUUUUUUUUUCUGUCUCCCACAUAUGAUUUCGUUUCGAUUUGUCAUGGAAUUAAUGAGCUAUAGUUCAAUGAUUUUUUCAGAUCAAGGGUUUGUGUCAACAUUUGUGUUGUUUGGGGGUUGGAAGUGAUGGCGCUUUUUUUUUUGCUCAUUUCUUUGGGUUUCAGUAUCCAGUGCAAACUGGGAGCAAACUGCAAGUUAUCAGCUUCGUCCAGAGUAAAUGAAAAAACAAACUAGCUAGCUAUCUGCAUUCAUAUAAAAAAACUGUCUGCAUUCAAAUGCCAAGAGCCAUUAGCAGCAGCAGCCAACCCAACCAAUCCCAAUCAGAUCACACUAAAAAAUCGGAGUGCAAGCAAGCCCUAAAA
Triticum aestivum (bread wheat) is the source of this 3426-nucleotide messenger RNA. Its product is annotated as protein FAR-RED IMPAIRED RESPONSE 1. Lineage: Eukaryota; Viridiplantae; Streptophyta; Magnoliopsida; Poales; Poaceae. Gene Ontology annotation, molecular function: zinc ion binding. The coding region runs from base 267 to 2294 and encodes 675 amino acids. Gene Ontology annotation, biological process: regulation of DNA-templated transcription. The record is from RefSeq and is a predicted model, not a curated record. The transcript has 2 exons.